Molecule: messenger RNA, 2338 nt
Organism: Saimiri boliviensis boliviensis (Bolivian squirrel monkey)
Lineage: Eukaryota; Metazoa; Chordata; Mammalia; Primates; Cebidae
Gene: CTU1
Product: cytosolic thiouridylase subunit 1
Biological process (GO): tRNA wobble position uridine thiolation
Cellular component (GO): mitochondrion; cytosolic tRNA wobble base thiouridylase complex
Molecular function (GO): tRNA binding
Source: RefSeq, a predicted model, not a curated record
GCAAGGGAAGUGUUUCUGGGAGUUGUAGGCCAAGCGGGACCUCAGAGCCACGGGCGCAGAAAGCAAAGGGGGCAGUGCAUUUCGGGGGCAGCAGAAAGCACAAUACAAAUGUUUCUCGGAGUCGUAAGCUAAGCGGAACCCCGGAGCCACUGGCUCAUCCAGCGGAGCUGCUUCAUGGGAUGCUGGGAGCUGUAGGUAAGGAAGUCCCAAGACCUUGUGGGAGUGGUAGUCUCGGAGUAGUCACUUCCGUGCCAGGCUUCCGCGUGGUGGGCAGUGUGGACGUCCCAGCACUGCGUUCUGCCCGGGAGAAGCCGACGCCUCCCGCAAUGCCCGCCCCACCGUGUACCUCCUGCCACGCGGCACGCGCUGCCCUCCGCCGUCCUCGCUCCGGCCAAGCGUUGUGCGGUGCCUGCUUCUGCACAGCCUUUGAGGCCGAGGUGCUGCACACGGUGCUCGCGGGCCGCCUGCUGCCGCCUGGUGCAGUGGUGGCUGUGGGCGCCUCGGGCGGCAAGGACUCCACGGUGCUGGCACACGUGCUGCGCGAGCUGGCGCCGCGCCUGGGCAUCUCACUGCAGCUCGUGGCCGUCGACGAGGGCAUCGGCGGCUACCGGGACGCGGCGCUGGCGGCCGUGCGGCGCCAGGCGGCGCGCUGGGAGCUGCCGCUCACCGUCGUGGCCUACGAAGACCUCUUCGGGGGCUGGACAAUGGAUGCGGUGGCCCGCAGCACAGCUGGGUCCGGCCGCAGCCGCUCCUGCUGCACCUUCUGCGGGGUGCUGCGUCGCCGGGCGCUGGAGGAAGGGGCACGCCGCGUGGGAGCCACGCACAUCGUGACGGGUCACAACGCAGACGACAUGGCGGAGACCGUGCUCAUGAACUUCCUGCGGGGCGACGCGGGGCGGCUGGCCCGGGGCGGGGGCCUGGGCUCCCCGGGUGAGGGGAGCGCCCUGCCGCGCUGCCGCCCGCUGCAGCUGGCCUCGCAGAAGGAGGUGGUGCUGUACGCGCACUUCCGCCGCCUCGACUACUUCUCCGAGGAGUGCGUCUACGCGCCCGAGGCCUUCCGCGGCCACGCCCGGGACCUGCUCAAGCGCCUGGAGGCGGCGCGGCCGUCGGCGGUGCUGGACCUCGUGCACUCCGCCGAGCGCCUGGCGCUGGCCGCGUCCGCUCGGCCCCCGCGCCCCGGCGCCUGCUCCCGCUGCGGGGCUCUGGCCAGCCGCGCGCUCUGCCAGGCCUGCGCGCUCCUGGACGGCCUGAACCGCGGCCGGCCCCGCCUGGCCAUCGGCAAGGGCCGCCGGGGGCUGGACGAGGAGGCGACGCCGGGGACGCCCGGGGACCCGGCCCAGACCCCCACCCCCAAGGCCGUCCCCACCUUCUAGCGACUCCCGGGGCCUCCCGCCGGGAUCUGACAUCCCCCAGGAUGGGGACUGCCUGUAAAUGACAACUGCGAAUAAACCCCCGUUACCUUGCCCGGCCUUCCAUGUGAGGUUGGCAGGGGGACGAGGCCCUGGUGACCUGAAAUCCUGAAGAAACUGGGACCCCAGACUUCGGGGUCUCAGGGAGGAAGGGUCUCACGCUGGCUUUCUGGCUCUGAGGGCGGCGGGGACUGGGGGCUCAUCCUAGGUCUGAGAGAGGAGGGCUAGGCCCAGAGGAAGUGGGCUGGGGUCCUCAGGCAUCUGCACCUGAGGAAGGAGGGCCUGGGGUCGCGGACUCCUGGGUCUCACGGGAGGGGGCUGAACCCGUGAUUCCUGAGCCAGUGGGGAUAGGUUGGGGACCACCUGUCUCCUGGCUCGUUCUGGGCGCGAUCAGCGUGAUCCUGACCCUCCUUGAAAACCAGAUUCCUGAUGCUUCCUGUUUGCCCGCAGUGGGGUAAGCAGAGUGACAUGAAUUGAUGGACACACGCCAUUCACAGCCCCCGUCACGCUGCCUCCCUUACGGCGCUUCGUCUGCAGCACGCGCUGCACCCUCUCAUUUGGUCUCCACCACGGCCUCACUGGCUUGUAGCCUGAGGUGGCAAAUGGCCCUAAGACACCCAGCCGGAAGGGGUCAAAUCGAGGGCUCCCUCCAGAGCUCUCAAAGAUGGAAGGUCGUGGAAUGGGCCGUCCCCCACCCAUCCCCUCCGGAAUCCCUCCUGGUAUCUCUGUCAUGGGUGAGGAGGGGUUUGGGUGGGCUCCCAAACCUUGGACUCCGGAGGCAGGAUUGUGUGAGCCUAUGUCAGUGACUUAGCCUCUGAGCUUUCAUUUCUCUAAAAAUGGAGUCAGUCCCCUCCCCCGCCCCAAUUAAGGCACCACUGGGAGGAAAUGGAAGAUCGGAGAAGGUGCUGAAUAAAUGGUGAGUGCUUAGA